This is a messenger RNA of Aquila chrysaetos chrysaetos, 732 nucleotides long. RefSeq names its product ubiquitin-associated protein 2-like. Bases 1 to 717 code for a protein of 238 amino acids. Gene Ontology annotation, cellular component: nucleus; cytoplasm. Lineage: Eukaryota; Metazoa; Chordata; Aves; Accipitriformes; Accipitridae. The transcript has 8 exons. The record is from RefSeq and is a predicted model, not a curated record.
AUGAUGACUUUUACGAACGGGCACAGCGGUGUUAGAACACAGGCAACUCUUGACACUACUUCAUCAGUUCCAGCGCCCAAGGCAGAGCCUUCUCCCUCACUACCUUCUGCUGGUUCUCUGCCUAGCGUGGUAUCCACCACUGCUUCACUUCUGCCUUCAGCAUCGCAGCACACAGCAACGUUGCCCAGCUUGCCUCAGUCCAGUGAUUUGGCCAGCAGCUCACUUUCCCAGUUAAGCAGCUCCCUUUCCAAUCAUCAGAGCAGCCUCUCCCCUGCCUCAGUGUUGUCUUCAAGCACAUCACAUGCACACACUAGUGUUGAGAACACAACUUCACUCCAGCCCUCAACAACCUUUUCAACUGUUUCAAGCUCAGCUACUAGCACCACCUCUUCAGUUGUCAGCAUGGCAAGCAGUAUGAACACUACAAACAGCCUUGGCCUGGGCGUUACCAGUGUGUCUAUACCAGCUGCUACCACACGGGCGGCUCCCUUAGUGUCUUCAGGCAAAGCUCCCCCAAACCUGCCCCAAGGUGUACCGCCCUUGUUGCAUAACCAGUAUAUUGUGGGACCUGGAGGACUUCUGCCUGCCUACCCAAUUUAUGGUUAUGAAGAUCUCCAGAUGCUUCAAUCCAGGCUGCCAAUGGUAAGUAAAUGGCUUGGUUUAUUUAAUUUUAAACAAGUUAUCCUCAGUGUUGAUCAUUUGUGCAACACAAAUUAGUUCAUUUGAUGGUGA